Messenger RNA from Procambarus clarkii (red swamp crayfish), 5420 nucleotides. The record is from RefSeq and is a predicted model, not a curated record. NCBI's taxonomy places the organism in Eukaryota, Metazoa, Arthropoda, Malacostraca, Decapoda, Cambaridae.
AUGUCUCUUGAUAAAUUUGUAGAAGAGGAGGACGAGCUACAGCAGGCAGCCACCAAGAUCCAGGCAGCAUUUCGAGGCUUCAAAACAAGACAAGAUUUGAAGCAAUCCCAACAUUCAGGAAAAAUAAACAUAGAAGGAAUUGACCUCAAUGACCCUGAACUACAUGAAGCAGCCAUCAAAAUCCAGUCUUCAUUCAGAGGUUUCAAAACAAGACAAGAUUUGAAGGGAUCUCAGUCUUCAGGAUUAGAAAACGUUGAAGGAAUUGACCUCAAUGACCCUGAACUACAAGAAGCAGCCAUAAAAAUCCAGUCUUCAUUCAGAGGUUUCAAAACAAGACAAGAUUUGAAGGGAUCUCAGCCUUCAGGAUUAGAAAACGUUGAAGGAAUUGAUCUCCAUAACCCUGAACUACAAGUAGCAGCCAUAAAAAUCCAGUCUUCUUUCAGAGGUUUCAAAACACGACAACAUUUGAAGGGAUCUCAGUCUUCAGGAUUAGAAAUCGUUGAAGGAAUUGACAUCAAUGACCUUGAACUACAAGAAGCAGCCAUAAAAAUCCAGUCUUCAUUCAGAGGUUUCAAAACAAGACAAGAUUUGAAGAGAUCCCAACAUUCAGAAAUAGAAAACAUUGAAGGAAUUGAUCUCAAUGACCCAGAACUACAAGAAGCAGCCAUAAAAAUCCAGUCUUCAUUCAGAGGUUUCAAAACAAGGCAAGAUUUGAAGGAAUCUCAGCCUUCAGGAUUAGAAAACAUUGAAGGAAUUGACCUCAAUGACCCUGAACUACAAGAAGCAGCCAUCAAAAUCCAGUCUUCAUUCAGAGGUUUCAAAACAAGACAAGAUUUGAAGGAAUCUCAGCCUUCAGGAUUAGAAAACGUUGAAGGAAUUGACCUCAAUGACCCUGAACUACAAGAAGCAGCCAUAAAAAUCCAGUCUUCAUUCAGAGGUUUUAAAACAAGACAAGAUUUGAAGGGAUCCCAACAUUCAGAAAUAGAAAACAUUGAAGGAAUUGAUCUCAAUGACCCUGAACUACAAGAAGCAGCCAUAAAAAUCCAGUCUUCAUUCAGAGGUUUCAAAACAAGACAAGAUUUGAAGGGAUCUCAGCCUUCAGGAUUAGAAAACGUUGAAGGAAUUGACCUCAAUGACCCUGAACUACAAGAAGCAGCCAUCAAAAUCCAGUCUUCAUUCAGAGGUUUCAAAACAAGACAAGAUUUGAAGGGAUCCCAACAUUCAGAAAUAGAAAACAUUGAAGGAAUUGAUCUCAAUGACCCUGAACUACAAGAAGCAGCCAUCAAAAUCCAGUCUUCAUUCAGAGGUUUCAAAACAAGGCAAGAUUUGAAGGAAUCUCAGCCUUCAGGAUUAGAAAACAUUGAAGGAAUUAACCUCAAUGACCAAGAACUACAAGAAGCAGCCAUAAAAAUCCAGUCUUCAUUCAGAGGUUUCAAAACAAGGCAAGAUUUGAAGGGAUCUCAGCCUUCAGGAUUAGAAAACGUUGAAGGAAUUGACCUCAAUGACCCUAAACUACAAGAAGCAGCCAUCAAAAUCCAGUCUUCAUUCAGAGGUUUCAAAACAAGACAAGAUUUGAAGGGAUCUCAGCCUUCAGGAUUAGAAAACGUUGAAGGAAUUGACCUCAAUGACCCUGAACUACAAGAAGCAGCCAUCAAAAUCCAGUCUUCAUUCAGAGGUUUCAAAACAAGACAAGAUUUGAAGGGAUCCCAACAUUCAGAAAUAGAAAACAUUGAAGGAAUUGAUCUCAAUGACCCUGAACUACAAGAAGCAGCCAUCAAAAUCCAGUCUUCAUUCAGAGGUUUCAAAACAAGGCAAGAUUUGAAGGAAUCUCAGCCUUCAGGAUUAGAAAACAUUGAAGGAAUUAACCUCAAUGACCCAGAACUACAAGAAGCAGCCAUAAAAAUCCAGUCUUCAUUCAGAGGUUUCAAAACAAGACAAGAUUUGAAGGGAUCUCAGCCUUCAGGAUUAGAAAACGUUGAAGGAAUUGACCUCAAUGACCCUGAACUACAAGAAGCAGCCAUCAAAAUCCAGUCUUCAUUCAAAGGUUUCAAAACAAGACAAGAUUUGAAGGGAUCCCAACAUUCAGAAAUAGAAAACAUUGAAGGAAUUGAUCUCAAUGACCCUGAACUACAAGAAGCAGCCAUAAAAAUCCAGUCUUCAUUCAGAGGUUUCAAAACAAGACAAGAUUUGAAGGGAUCCCAACAUUCAGAAAUAGAAAACAUUGAAGGAAUUGAUCUCAAUGACCCUGAACUACAAGAAGCAGCCAUAAAAAUCCAGUCUUCAUUCAGAGGUUUCAAAACAAGACAAGAUUUGAAGGGAUCUCAGCCUUCAGGAUUAGAAAACGUUGAAGGAAUUGACCUUAAUGACCCUGAACUACAAGAAGCAGCCAUAAAAAUCCAGUCUUCAUUCAGAGGUUUCAAAACAAGACAAGAUUUGAAGGGAUCUCAGCCUUCAGGAUUAGAAAACGUUGAAGGAAUUGACCUCAAUGACCCUGAACUACAACAAGCAGCCAUCAAAAUCCAGUCUUCAUUCAAAGGUUUCAAAACAAGACAAGAUUUGAAGGGAUCCCAACAUUCAGAAAUAGAAAACAUUGAAGGAAUUGAUCUCAAUGACCCUGAACUACAAGAAGCAGCCAUAAAAAUCCAGUCUUCAUUCAGAGGUUUCAAAACAAGACAAGAUUUGAAGGGAUCCCAACAUUCAGAAAUAGAAAACAUUGAAGGAAUUGAUCUCAAUGACCCUGAACUACAAGAAGCAGCCAUAAAAAUCCAGUCUUCAUUCAGAGGUUUCAAAACAAGACAAGAUUUGAAGGGAUCCCAACAUUCAGAAAUAGAAAACAUUGAAGGAAUUGAUCUCAAUGACCCUGAACUACAAGAAGCAGCCAUAAAAAUCCAGUCUUCAUUCAGAGGUUUCAAAACAAGACAAGAUUUGAAGGAAUCUCAGUCUUCAGGAUUAGAACACGUUGAAGGAAUUGACCUCAAUGACCCUGAACUACAAGAAGCAGCCAUCAAAAUCCAAUCUUCAUUCAGAGGUUUCAAAACAAGACAAGAUUUGAAGCAAUCCCAACAUUCAGAAAUAGAAAACAUUGAAGGAAUUGAUCUCAAUGACCCUGAACUACAAGAAGCAGCCAUAAAAAUCCAGUCUUCAUUCAGAGGUUUCAAAACAAGACAAGAUUUGAAGGGAUCCCAACAUUCAGAAAUAGAAAACAUUGAAGGAAUUGAUCUCAAUGACCCUGAACUACAAGAAGCAGCCAUAAAAAUCCAGUCUUCAUUCAGAGGUUUCAAAACAAGGCAAGAUUUGAAGGGAUCCCAACAUUCAGAAAUAGAAAACAUUGAAGGAAUUGAUCUCAAUGACCCUGAACUACAAGAAGCCGCCAUAAAAAUCCAGUCUUCAUUCAGAGGUUUCAAAACAAGACAAGAUUUGAAGGAAUCUCAGCCUUCAGGAUUAGAAAACGUUGAAGAAAUUGACCUCAAUGACCCUGAACUACAAGAAGCUGCCAUAAAAAUCCAGUCUUCAUUCAGAGGUUUCAAAACAAGACAAGAUUUGAAGGGAUCCCAACAUUCAGAAAUAGAAAACAUUGAAGGAAUUGAUCUCAAUGACCCUGAACUACAAGAAGCAGCCAUAAAAAUCCAGUCUUCAUUCAGAGGUUUCAAAACAAGACAAGAUUUGAAGGGCUCUCAGUCUUCAGGAUUAGAAAACGUUGAAGUAAUUGACCUCAAUGACCCUGAACUACAAGAAGCUGCCAUAAAAAUCCAGUCUUCAUUCAGAGGUUUCAAAACAAGACAAGAUUUGAAGGGAUCCCAACAUUCAGAAAUAGAAAACAUUGAAGGAAUUGAUCUCAAUGACCCUGAACUACAAGAAGCAGCCAUAAAAAUCCAGUCUUCAUUCAGAGGUUUCAAAACAAGACAAGAUUUGAAGGGCUCUCAGUCUUCAGGAUUAGAAAACGUUGAAGGAAUUGACCUCAAUGACCCUGAACUACAAGAAGCAGCUAUCAAAAUCCAGUCUUCAUUUAGAGGUUUCAAAAGAAGUCAAGUUUUGAAGGAAUCAUGUCUUUCAGAAAUAAAAAACAUCGAAGAAAUGGACCUUAGUGACUCUGAACUACAAUUAGCUGCUUUAAAAAUUCAAUCUGCAUAUAGAGGUUUCAAAACCAGGACAAAUUUGAAGAGUUCACAGUUUAAAGUAAAUGAAGAGAUAGACCUUAAUGAUCCAGGACUACAAGCAGCCGCAACGUUAAUUCAGUCAUGCUAUCGUAGUUUCAAAACCAGACAAAAUUUACGAGAAAAUCCUCUAGAUGUUACACAUACUCAUGUAGACAGUCCUGCAACAGAUGUUCAUUCAUUAGUGAAUGGUUCUGAAACAUGCAAGGAAAGUACACUGCAGCACCUAAGUGGAGAGAAGAUAAUGAGGGUGUCUGCAGAAGACGUGCGAGCAGCCACCAUAAUACAAGCCGUCUUUCGUGGAUAUCGCGCAAGAAACAGUCCUCACAGUGAAACUGCAACAGUUCAGAAACCAGGUGUCCGAAUGACUAUUCCCAAUGAAGAAGUAGCUAUUAAAAAAUCCCAAACUACGCAAGAUACAAAUGGAUAUGAUGACAGUGAAGAAAAUACACUUUGUUUAGAAGAGGCAGCAAGAAAAAUACAAUCUGUGUAUAGAGGUCAUUCUGUCAGAAGAAAACAGAAGCACAUUGCACAAAAUGAAAUAAAAAAUAGUGAAAUAAAAUAUAAUAAAUCAAAGGAAAAUGAAAGUAGGAAAAUCUUUGUUGAACCAGAAAUAAUUAUUACUUGUGUAGAUAUGAAUACGAAUACCUUCCCGGAGAUAGAUGAGGAGACCAGCAAGUUGGGUGUGGCGGAGGAUGGAGAUAGAGACAAUUCGAGCAUCUCCACACUAGAUACCAAUCUAUGUUCUCAGAAAGGUUCUGAAUUAACAGUACCAGUUGAUGCUGAAGAAUGGAAUCGUGCAGCAACCAGGAUUCAGAGUGUGUUUAGAGGAUAUCAGACCAGACGACAAGUCAAUAAUCUUCCUAGAAAUAGAAACAAACACAGAGCAGCGACAAAAAUACAAGCAGGUUUCCGAGGUUAUAAAGCACGGAAAAUCCUUAAGAAACCUUCGUGCAAGUCGUGGUGUCCCAGCACAGCAGGUGGGAGGGAGCGAUACCAGGAGGAUGCUGAGGGUGUGGACAUGAGCGACCCACUGCUACUGAGGGCGGUGGUGAAGAUCCAGGCCGCUCUCCGUGGUCACCUGACCAGGAAGGCGCUCAGGACGACAACUUCACAACCUCACCAUGAGGGAGCAUCUUAAGAGCCUCACCAUGAGGGAGCACCUUAAGUGCCCCACCAUCAGGGAGCAUCUUAAGAGCCUUACCAUUAGGGUGAGGAUUACCUCUUGGUCUUUGUUCCAUUAGCUUCUACAUUUUUGCUCCAUUA